This is a messenger RNA of Penicillium canescens, 1815 nucleotides long. Its product is annotated as putative DNA repair protein (Rad57). Gene Ontology annotation, biological process: DNA recombinase assembly; mitotic recombination; DNA strand invasion. Bases 1 to 1815 code for a protein of 604 amino acids. Gene Ontology annotation, molecular function: single-stranded DNA binding; ATP binding; double-stranded DNA binding. The transcript has 2 exons. The record is from RefSeq and is a predicted model, not a curated record. Lineage: Eukaryota; Fungi; Ascomycota; Eurotiomycetes; Eurotiales; Aspergillaceae.
AUGGAUCUACUAACAGUCCUACCUGGCUUCAAAACAAAACCAUACCAGCACCUUCUCCCAGCCCUCGAGCGGACCAAAAUCACCACCGUCGACCUUCUGACCAUCGAAUAUCUCGAAAUCGCGAAACGCGCCCAUGUUCCCCCCGCAGAUAUUCGGCGGCUCUGCGACCGCGUUAUCGAGGCCCUGCAUGCCGACAUUGGCCUCAAAGAUUCCGAGCCAAUCAUAGAAGAUUCAGACGAAGAGCCGGAUUCCAGUAUACACCCAGCCAGUCUAACUCUUGGCCCUGCGACGAACCGCACGACGUCAGAAUGGACCACGAUCAGCACCCUGGACCCUGCGAUGGAUGACCUGCUAGGAGGCGGCAUCCCAACGGGAUAUAUUGUCGAAGUCACGGGUGAGAGUGGAAGCGGCAAGACCCAAUUCCUCAUGAGUCUCUGUCUAGCUGUUCAGCUGCCCAAACCAUAUGGUCUACGACGACGCUCAUUAUACAUCUCGACUGAGCAUCCGUUAUCUACGCCACGGCUUUCCCAGCUCAUAGAAUGCCACCCCAUACUCUCUACCUUGCCGGCCGAGGAAGCGCCCUCACUCGAAGAUAUCCUAUCCAUAAACGCCAUGGACCUGGAAGCACAAGAUCACAUCUUGAACUAUCAGCUCCCUGUUGCAAUCCAACGCUACAACAUCGGUUUAGUAAUUAUCGACUCAAUAACCUCAAACUACCGCGCGGAACAUUCAUCUACCGACGCCAUAGCGCUGGCGACGCGCUCAAAUGAGCUUGCAAAACUAGGCCACAUGUUACGCAACCUUGCUGUGGAAGAAAAUAUUGCAAUCGUAGUCGCGAACCAAGUGUCUGAUCGCUUCGACAUGCCUGACAUACCGGACGACCCAGAUACUGACGAAGAUCCCUCGACACAAUCAGACAUGCCGAGCCAAACUGAAGACUUUGACUUCACCGUUGCAAUGUCACAGCCUCCAAUGUCCCAACCUCCAAUGUCCCAGCCUCAAAUGUCCCAGCCUCAAAUGUCCCAGCCUCAAAUGUCCCAGCCUCAAAUGUCCCAGCCUUCGAUGUCUCAGCCAGUCAAUAUCGACUUUGAAACUACUCAGCAACCACCUUCCGAUUCUCAAGACCCACCUUCAUCCUCUGCCAUCCCGUCAUCUCAAUUUUACGGUUAUGACGAUGAAGAUGCAUUCCAAAAGUCGCAUUGUGACACCGACCUCACACUAGAACAAGCCAUGAGUGUCAACCUCCAGGAACGAUUCUUCACUGGCUGGGGCGACGAUUUCUCAUCUCAUACAUCCCUAAAGAACCCAGCCAUGGGACUGUUCUGGUCGAGCCAGAUUGCUUGUCGCAUUGCGCUGAAGAAGGAGGAAUCUGCGCCAGGGGUUGCUGCAGGUGCAUAUCCGGCAUUUACACCUGAAACAGAAGAAGCCACCGAGCCAGAAAGUACAGACGAAAAGCCUAUUUCGGCAUCUGAGUUUCUCAGGUCUUCUCAGGAUCAACCAAACAUCGACCAAGAUAUCGAGCCGAGAGAUAUUCCCGCUCCAAAUUUCAAUGAUAGAGCAAGCCAUGAUUCCCAGCUUUAUUCCCCGGAUAGAAUAGCUCCGGGCUCCCAGGACCAAGAUCUCGACCACAUUCCCGAUCGUGUCACAAGGAGAACGAUGAAACUAGUCUUUUCGCCUUGGACAGCAGGACCAACAGAAAAAGAAGAGUAUCCCUUACCACAAACUCCACCUGGCAGACCGACCGGGCCACCGACCGACGAGGUAGAUUUCGAGAUCUGGGCCGGCGGACUGCGGAGUGUCAGCUAUGCAGAAUAA